Molecule: messenger RNA, 378 nt
Organism: Trichobilharzia regenti
Lineage: Eukaryota; Metazoa; Platyhelminthes; Trematoda; Strigeidida; Schistosomatidae
Source: the annotation of a GenBank genome assembly
CCGUCCUUCUGCAUGGUUCACCCAUAUGGAAGCCCAGUUUGUUCUAAGGCAUAUUCAUUCGCAAGAAACCGAGGUCAACCUUGUUAUUGUGAGCCUCCUCGAAAACAUCAUGGAGGAAGUUUCUGACGUUCUUAGUGAUCCCUCUCUAAACAUGUACGAUCGUCUCAAAUUUGUGCUGAUUAAUAGAGUUGCAUUAACAGAUCAACGGAAAGAGCAAAACCUCUUUUGUGAUAUUCAUCUUGGCAACCAUAAGUUACUCAAAUGCUACGGCAAAUGAAACCGCUGGUUGCUUAUUUCAAGGUCAGUGACACCCACUAAAUUAGGUUUGGCUGCAACGAUCGCUUCAGUCAGUCCAGGGUAUUUCAGCUCCAUCUCACA